Molecule: messenger RNA, 3980 nt
Organism: Acinonyx jubatus (cheetah)
Lineage: Eukaryota; Metazoa; Chordata; Mammalia; Carnivora; Felidae
Gene: RBM19
Product: RNA binding motif protein 19
Exons: 21
Coding region: 64-2646 (860 amino acids)
Molecular function (GO): RNA binding
Source: RefSeq, a predicted model, not a curated record
UGGUGAAGGGUACCACCAACUGCCCCCAGGGUCCUCAGGAGGCCAGGGACGUGAGCUCGGCGGAUGCCCUCAUCCUCCGGGGAGGCAGGCGGGUGCGCCCUAGCUGAGCCUUCUCUGCCUGUCCCCCUUUGUCCCCGGCCCCGGUGCCACCAGCUGAAGAAAGACGCCGAGUUCCGGGAGUUCCUGUCGGUUCAUCAGAAGCGGACGCAGACAGCCACUUGGGCGAACGAUGCCCUGGACGCCGAGCCCUCGGAAGGGAAGGGCAGGCCUGCCAGUGACUACCUGAACUUCGACUCCGACUCGGGGCAGGAGAGUGACGAGGAGGGGCCUGGGGAGGACCCGGAAGAGGAGGGUGGCCGCGAACCCAGGGCGGCCGUGCAGCAGGAACUGUCCGACAUGGACUACCUGAAAUCCAAGAUGGUCACGUCCGAGUCGCUGUCAUCCUCGGAAGAGGAGGGGAGCGAAGACGAAGCUGUCAGCUGUGCGGACGGGAGCAAGGCCGUCCGUCAAGACGGAGGGGGGCGCGCGGCUGGCCCGGAGCAGGACGCGCCGUCCAGGGACAAGAGGCCGGGGGCGGCCGGCGCUGAGGCAGACAAACCAGCAACCCAGAAGGAACCCACCACCCCCCACACCGUGAGGCUGCGGGGAGCCCCGUUCAACGUCACGGAGAAGAAUGUCAUGGAAUUCCUGGCCCCGCUGAGACCAGUGGCCAUUCGAAUAGUGAGAAAUGCUCACGGGAACAAGACAGGGUACAUCUUUGUGGAUUUCAGCAGCGAGGAGGAAGUGAAACAAGCUCUCAAAUGCAACAGGGAGUACAUGGGCGGGCGCUACAUCGAGGUGUUCAGGGAAAAGAACGCCCCCACGGCCAAGGGGCCCUUGAAGAACAGCGCCAAACCCUGGCCAGGCCGGACCCUCGGGGAGAACGAAGAGGAGGAGGACCUGGCCGACUCUGGGAGGCUCUUCGUACGGAACCUGCCCUACAGCAGCACCGAGGAAGACCUGGGACAGCUCUUCUCCAGAUUCGGUCCCCUGUCUGAGCUUCAUUACCCCAUUGACAGCCUGACCAAGAAACCCAAGGGCUUUGCCUUCGUCACCUUCAUGUUCCCCGAGCACGCCGUGAAGGCCUACGCGGAAGUGGAUGGGCAGGUGUUCCAGGGCAGGAUGCUACAUGUGUUACCGUCCACCAUCAAGAAGGAAGCCAGUGAGGACACUGAUACCUCAGGAUCAUCGUCUUAUAAGAAGAAGAAAGAAUCUAAAGACAAAGCCAACAGCUCCAGCUCUCACAACUGGAACACGCUGUUCAUAGGCCCUAACGCUGUGGCCGACGCCAUUGCACAGAAAUACAGCGCCACCAAGAGUCAAGUGUUUGACCACGAGACCAAGGGCAGUGUGGCCGUGCGUGUGGCCCUAGGGGAGACCCAGCUCGUUCAAGAAGUGCGUCGCUUCCUCCUGGACAACGGGGUCAGCCUGGACUCCUUCAGCCAGGCCGCAGCCGAGCGAAGCAAGACUGUAAUUCUGGUGAAGAACCUCCCGGCGGGCACCCUGGCGGCCGAGCUGCAGGAGACCUUCGGCCGAUUCGGCAGCCUGGGCCGAGUGCUGCUGCCCGAGGGCGGUGUCACUGCCAUCGUGGAGUUCCUGGAACCCCUGGAGGCCCGGAGGGCCUUCAGGCAUCUGGCCUACUCCAAGUGUCGCCACGUGCCCCUGUAUCUGGAAUGGGCUCCGGUGGGCGUCUUCUCCAGCUCCGCCCCGCAGAAGAAGGAACCCCGAGACCCCCCAGCAGGACCUGCGGAAGAGGGCGCGGCGGAGCCGGAAACCUUGCCAGACAACGAGACCCCGGAAGGUGAAAAGCCAACAGAGAGAGGAGCUGAGGACGCUCCAGCGAAAGAGGAAGAAGAGGAGGAAGAGGAGGAGGAGGAGAGCACCCCCGGGUGUACCCUGUUUAUUAAAAAUCUCAACUUUGCCACGACCGAGGAGACCCUGAAGGAAGUGUUUUCCAGAGUGGGAAUGGUGAAGAGCUGCUCUGUUUCCAAGAAGAAGAACAAAACAGGAGAGCUGCUCUCCAUGGGAUUUGGGUUCGUGGAAUACAGGAAGCCGGAGCAGGCCCAGAAAGCUCUCAAGCAGCUCCAGGGUCACAUCGUGGACGGCCACAAGCUGGAAGUGAGGAUCUCGGAACGAGCCACGAAGCCAGCUCUGACGUCCGCUCGGAAGAAACAAGUGCCCAGAAAGCAGACGACCUCAAAGAUCCUGGUGCGCAACAUCCCCUUCCAGGCCGACAGCCGGGAGAUCCGAGAGCUCUUCAGCACCUUCGGGGAGCUGAAGACCGUCCGCUUGCCGAAGAAGAUGAGCGGGACAGGCUCGCACCGAGGGUUCGGCUUUGUGGACUUCCUCACGAAGCAGGAUGCAAAGAGAGCCUUCCACGCCCUGUGCCACAGCACCCACCUGUACGGCCGGAGGCUGGUGCUGGAGUGGGCCGAUUCCGAAGUGAGCCUGCCAGCCCUGAGGCGGAAGACGGCCGAGCGUUUCCACGAGCCCCCGAAGAAAAAGCGGUCUGUGAUGUUGGACGAGAUCCUGGAGCAGCUGGAAGACAGUGAAAAUGACAGUGAGGAGCAAACCCUUCAGCUGCGAGCUGGCACCGAGAGGGUUUAGUGAGAAAAAAAUGCCGCCUUAAUCCACGAAGAACCCCCGGGCGUGGGGCCGAGCACGUGAGACCAGCCCAGAAACUCCUGUUCUCGCCUUCCCCUGUGGGGCUGUUAGCGGGGGGUUCCCACCCACGGCCCUCCACGGGAGUGCUCCCGGCUGGGGACUUGGCCUCCGUCCUGCUCCAAGGUCACGUGGGACCGCCAGCGACCGAGCACGGGGCUGGGGAGCCUCUGAGCUGCUCACGAAGCCCAGCCACCAGCCUCACCAGUUGCGCCUAAGCCGUGUCUCUGAUGGCGGACGCCCUCCGCGCACAGGCAGGGGACCCCGUGAGACGCGCCCCGGCCCCGGCAGGCGGUGUCGAAAGGCUUAUCCCGGGCUUGGGGCGCCCGUGCACACACACCUGCUCCAGCCUGGAAAUACGGCCUCCCCCGUGGGGAGGAAAGAGCCACAGCUGGUCUGCUCUGGGUCUGAAUCCCAGCCUCGCCCUCCUCAGCCCCGGCCGCAGACCAGGGAGGUCCCUUCUGACCCCCGGCUUCCCUUUCUGUACGAUGGAGGUGACAUUGUGCCAGCCUGGUGUUUGACUGCCCCCAUCAACCCAAGUAAAGCCCAGAGAAAAUGCCCAUCAGCACUUCUGUUCUUAAUUUGGGACCUCUGGCCAGGGCUCCAGGUGCGCGUCCAGGAACCUUCCGACUUUGCAGAAAACCGGGUCUGUGCGUUUCCAGAGGUGGGAGGUUCCCGUCUCCAUCCGGUUGCCUGAGCCGUCUGGAACCCCAGCGAAGCUCCACGGCGCUGGUCGCUCUGUGAGGCUCAGCCCGUGGGGCAGGGGCCCGGCCCUGGGAGACAACGGAGGCAAAAGGCACAAACCCCGAGUGGCUUGGUCGCCAGCCUUUAUGCCGGAGUGUCCCGCAGAGAGCAGGUGCGGCCAGUGUGCAGGUCGGGCUGUACGGCAGGAUCAGUGUUAAGCCUCACCCCGGCCAGGCCCUCGGGUGGCCAGUCCCCCCGGGUGCCGUGGGUCUUGGGUGUGACGGGCCUGCCCCAUUCGCCCGCCACUGCCUGUCCCGUUGAGCGGCACGUGGGUCCCCCUGGCGGAACACACGAUUUGUGCUCCCACUGCCAGAGCCAGGCCGAUGGUGGGGGGUAGUCCGUGUCACCAAAUAGGCCACCGGACCCCCUGGGCCUGGCACACGGGAGGCGUCGCUGGCACAGACUUAAGUGACUCGGAUGAAGGUACCAGAACAUCCCCAGGGCAGGACCGGCCAAGUCCUGCAGCCUGGAUGCAUUCACACCAGCCUGGGGUACGCUGGGUCCCCUUCCCUCUCGCUGCCCUGCCUGGCCUCUCU